Messenger RNA from Melozone crissalis (California towhee), 402 nucleotides. It is a transcript of the gene RPP14, whose product is annotated as ribonuclease P/MRP subunit p14. Gene Ontology annotation, cellular component: ribonuclease P complex. The record is from RefSeq and is a predicted model, not a curated record. Gene Ontology annotation, biological process: tRNA 5'-leader removal. Bases 3 to 371 code for a protein of 122 amino acids. The transcript is spliced from 5 exons. NCBI's taxonomy places the organism in Eukaryota, Metazoa, Chordata, Aves, Passeriformes, Passerellidae.
GAAUGGCGGAGGCCGCGUUCGAGCGGCGCGUGCUGCGGAGCGUGGCCGAGCAUCACUAUCUGCGCGUGCGCCUGGAGCUACCCGACGGCGGGGCCCGGCCGAACGCCGCGCAGUUCAAGCAGCUCGUGGUGACGGCGCUGAGGGAGCUGCACGGAGAGGUUGGAGCAGCUUUGCCUGUUGAUGUCUUAACCUAUGAGGAAAAAACUCUGUCUGCCAUAUUAAGAGUCAUUAGCAGUGGCCUUGUCAAGCUGUGGAGUGCUCUCACCUUGCUGGGCUUCUACCAGAACAGGAGGUGUGCCUUCCGGGUGCUGCAGACAUCUCCGUUUCUGCUUGCGUUAUCUGGCAACAGUAGAGAAUUAGUCUUGGACUGAAGGCAAUUGAUGGUUCAGCUGCAUGCAGGAG